Messenger RNA from Hypanus sabinus (Atlantic stingray), 4296 nucleotides. Its product is annotated as nucleobindin-2-like. NCBI's taxonomy places the organism in Eukaryota, Metazoa, Chordata, Chondrichthyes, Myliobatiformes, Dasyatidae. Gene Ontology annotation, cellular component: extracellular exosome; endoplasmic reticulum-Golgi intermediate compartment. The transcript is spliced from 13 exons. The record is from RefSeq and is a predicted model, not a curated record. Gene Ontology annotation, molecular function: calcium ion binding. Bases 191 to 1534 code for a protein of 447 amino acids.
GUUAGGUUGUGAUCUCUGACAAGCAGGGCUGUACGGAGUUGGUGGGUAUUUGCUCCCGGGGAGGGUCGCAGGGUUAAUCAGUGCAGAAGUGGCGUGUUUUCCUGGACGAUUGAUAUCUGACUUUACCAGUCGAGAAGGGAAUUUGUUAUCAGAAGUCCUGUUUGAAAGCGGAAGGUAUCCAAAUAUCAGGAUGCAUUGGAAGCGUUCAUUAACAUCAAAUUCUUGGUUGCUGUUCUGUCUUGUUGUUGCUGAAAGUGUACCAAUCGAUAAGAUCAAGGUGACCAAAAUUGAAAAGCCAGAAGAGCAGGCAACACAGGAACCUCAAGACACUGGGUUAUAUUAUAAUCGUUACCUUAGAGAAGUAAUUGAUGUUUUAGAAACUGACAAACAUUUCCGUGAAAAGCUCCAGACAGCAGAUGUAGAAGACAUUAAGAGUGGUAGAAUGGCAAAGGAACUAAACUUAGUAAGUCAUCUUGUGAGAACUAAAUUGGAUGAAUUGAAAAGACAGGAGGUGUCGCGACUACGAAUGCUGAUUAAAGCCAAAAUAGAUUCUCAGCAAGGUAAAGAUGCAGGAAUAGAUCAUCAUGCUCUACUGAAGCAGUUUGAGCACCUCAAUCAUCAAAACCCUCAUAGCUUUGAGCCUGAGGACCUGGAAUUAUUGAUUAAAUCUGCCACCAAAGAUCUGGAAAAUUAUGACAAAGAGCGACAUGAAGAAUUUAAACGAUAUGAGAUGUUGAAAGAACAUGAAAGGCGGGAGUAUUUGAAAUCACUGGAUGAAGAAAAGAGGAGGGAGGAAGAGGCACGAUAUGAAGAAAUGAAAAAGAAACACAUGGAUCAUCCAAAAAUUAAUCAUCCAGGAAGCAAGGAUCAGUUGAAAGAAGUUUGGGAAGAAACUGAUGGCCUUGAUCCUGAUGACUUUGAACCAAAGACUUUCUUCAAGCUACAUGAUACUAAUGGUGAUGGAUUCUUGGAUGAGCAGGAGAUGGAAGCAUUAUUUACUAAAGAGCUGGAGAAGAUUUAUGAUCCUAACAAUGCAGAAGAUGAUAUGGUGGAAAUGGAAGAAGAACGACUAAGGAUGAGAGAACAUGUUAUGACAGAGAUUGAUACAAACAAGGAUCGGUUGAUUUCAGCUGAUGAAUUUUUAAGGGCUUCUGAAAAGAAGGAAUUUGCAGAAGCAGACCCUUGGGAGACUCUAGAUGAUCAGGAGAUUUAUUCAGAAGAUGAGCUGCAAGAGUUUGAGAGGCGACUGAUGAAGCAGGAGAAUGAACUGAAGAUGAAAUCAGAUGAUCUACUAAAGCAGCGAGAGGAGCUACAGCUUCAACAAGAUCAGCUCCAGGCUGAGAAGUUAGAACUACAACAGGCUGUACAGCAACUGGAACAAAAGAAACAAGCGCAGCAAGCUCAUCCUCCAGAAGGACCAAAUGGGGAACUUCAGUUUCAUCCUGGUAUGGCGCAAGCUGCCCCUCCAGGUCAUCACCCGUCACAAGACCUAAACCAGCCAGCUGCUGAUGGACAGGAUCAGCCUCAUCAAUAGCCUUGUGUACAGUAUUUGUAUUAAUGUAGGCAUUCUUGGGUCCAAAUGAUCACGAAUCCAAUUCAAUAUUUUCUGCCACUGAUUAAUCGUGUUAGUUUUAUGCUGUGUGAAGACCACUGUUUUGUAAGCAUUUUGUUCAAGGUGACUACUGAAAACUCUUGUGCAGAUAUUUCUCAGAGAAAGGUGGUCUACCUCUGUUGGUGUUUGAGCAGUAUUGAACAGAAUUUCACAUACCCCUCCCACCCCCCCCGGUCUAGUGAUCUGACAUGAACUUGCAAAUCAAAGAUAUUUAGUUUUGACCAGCUGCGGGGAUUUUUAAAUUUUGUUACGUGCCUAGUUGUUUAUUUUAUUGAGAGAAUAGGAUGGUUCUGUGGGAUAGGAUUAAAGUUUGUUUAUUUCAUUUCAUUAUAGUAUAUAAAUAAGAAAUUUGGACCUCUUUUUUUUGAGAUUCACAAUAGGAGAGAUGUUCAUUGUGUAUGUUAGAAAUUGAUUUGGAGAUUAUGGAGAGCAGCCACAUUACUAGCCCUAUCCUACCCACUCUACUGUGCAGUGGCAGUUGCAUUUUUCCAGCUGGAACUCCCCUCUCGGGAAUCUUCAUUAUUGCAGCUAUAGAGGCCAAAGCGGAUGCAUUACUUAACAAACUUGCUGCUAUCAAGGUUACUGCAGAAUCCUUGCACAUGGAUCAUUAAUGUUUUGUUGGGGGAUGACCAGACCAAAAUUAUAGCCGGAAUAUUUAAAUACAUGAAUUUUCUACUGGGUUUUAAUGAUCUUGUCACUUGUUCUGUUGAUUGAUUUCAGAAAAUUAUAAGAAAUAAUGCUCAAAAUAAUGUUCAAAAAUGGAAUAUUUCAGCAUUUUUUAAAAAGUACACUCUUAAUCAGGUCCGUCAAUGCCAUCAGUACUCUGUCGUUGUAAAGAGAUCUGUAAAAAUGUAUUCUGAGACCAUUUUCUUUCCAUGGGAUUUCUCAGACUGAAUAAGAAUGAUAUGACUUGAAAUCAAAACGUUCUGUUAGAUUUGUAUGAAUUACCAAAUAGCAGUUACAGAUUGUGCCUGCCACCACAUCAUUAAUUUAUAAAAUACUAAUAUCUUAAAAAGAUAAGUCAUUAGUCACAAAGUAAUUGUACAAACUGCUCAGUGUUGAAUACAGAUGUUUUAAAUUGUGUUGCCUAUAUGUGUGAAUUUGAAAUAAUUUUAAAUUCUAGCAGUUCAUACAUAUUAAAGGACACCAUUAUUGAUUUUUAAAUUAUCAUUCCAGAUAACUGUUUUCUCCAAAUUCUAUGUAUGGUUCUUCUUAAAGCCACAUUACUAUAUAUAUAUAUAUAUAAAAUUUUCAGGAAUUUUGAAUUAAGAAUCACUCAAUCAUUCUCUGAUUCUGCUUUUCAAAGCACAUAGAAUGGUCACUAUAUGUAUGUUAACAUUGGUUCAUCUGUGUGCAGCAAGGCUUAUGCUGUUUGUAAAGACAAUGAUAAUUCCAACCUAGAAUUACUUGUCAUUAUGUGAAUAUGCAAGUAUACAAACAUUAAGCACCACGUUUCUUGCAUUUUAUUAUAUGUAUACUCUUGAAUGGAUAAUGCUGAAGCUAUUAAGCAUUACAGAUUGAUGUAAAAAAACACAUUUUCAGCCUUCUCUAAUUCAAGAAGCUGACAACAUUUGUAUUGUAAAAUAAUGGUUGAAUUAAUUACCUUAAUCUUUUUGAAGUUGUACAGUAAUGUGGUGCAUUGAACUACAAGUGCACUUUACCUUAAUCUGGAGAGCAUGGAUUUGCACAAAUUCCUCUUUCAAUAUGCUGAUGUAGCUGUGCUAAUCAGAGGUGAUAUCAGAUGGAGUCCAGGUACUCACUCUACUGCUGGGAGAAAUUAGAAUGAAUCUACUCUUGGCGUACUUGUUAGAUAUUAGCAGAAGCCUUAGAAGCUCAAUUUCCUCAGCAGCAUUGCUAUACAAUAGCCAGGACAAAAUAUUUUUUGUAUUUUAAAAUUACUAUUUGUUAUCAAACCAUCUUGCAUGGUUAGAAGUAAUUACUGAAACACCUUAAAGCUGGGAACAUUGUGGGUGAGAAUUUACAAGUCCUGUGGAAACCUGAGGGAUAUAUAAAUUUUACAAAAAGACAAUUGAAUUCAGAGUUUAGCAUCUGUCUAUUGAAUUGUUUUAGUAGUGUUGACACCACAAAGCUAUCCUUACCAUAAACACUAGUUGGCGCUGUUUCUGUCCACACUCACUGAUGGUAAAAAUGCAGAAUGCCCUACAGAUAGAUCCAGAGUGUCGUACUGUGAAAACAUGUAUCUGCAGCAUAUUGCAUAAGGUUUUCAUUGUAUUGACAUUGUAUCUAAUCUGAAAUGCUUAAGAGUAGGAUGUUAAAGCUAGGUCUGAGUUAAGCAUCCCAGUAUGACACUAUUAACCUUAAUGAAAUGAAAUUAAUUUAAGUUAAAAGGAAGCAACUGUGACCUGGGGUAGAAAUUAAUUCAUUGUAUUGCAUAUCUGUUGACUCGUUUUAUUGUUUGCUUCUUUACCCUGUUCUGCCAAAGAGGACUCUACUAUGAUAUACGUAUGAAUAUUCCAUUGAGAUACAAUUAAGUUCAUUGUCUUUGCUCUGGAUAGUUCUGUAAACAUAUUUUAAAACGUGCCACAGUUUUGUUUUUAGUUGAAUAUUGUACUGGAUUCCUUGCAGUGAAAUUUUCUUUGAGGAAACAUUUUGCUUUUCUGAAUUUCUGCAAGUUGGUUUAUGAAAGAGAUGCAUUUAAACAUAAAGCAAAGUAUUUAACUUCU